AUGAUGGCAUUGCAACGUUUAUUUAAUAAUCUAGCUACAAGCAAAUUAAAUACUCCAAAACUAUUGUCAAAUUUUGUACCUAGAUGUUCAUAUGGUUUAAAUAAUGUAGGGAGUGAUGACCCAGAUGUUGAAAUUAUUGAAAAGAAAAUUGUAGAAGAAAAAACUAGUUUAGCUAUGCGAGCAUAUCUUCAAAGAGCUACACAAUAUAAUAGCUUUAUGGAACAGCAAACACAUGAAUACAAUGUUGGAAAACGUCAUUUAGCUAACAUGAUGGGUGUUGAUCCAGAAACGUUUACUCAAUCAGAUAUUGACGUAGCUAUUGACUAUUUGUUUCCUUCUGGUUUAUAUGAUCCAAAAGCAAGACCUUUAAUGAAACCUCCAAGUGAAGUAUUUCCAUCAAAAAAAGAUGCAGAGUUUGAUGAGUCUGGACGUCCAUUUCAUGUUUUUUUUUAUACUGGGAAACCAAAUUUUUAUCUGAUUUUACAUAAUAUCGCUACUAAAUUGUCAGAAUUAAAUAAAUUUGAAGAUAGUUUGAGAAAAAACAAUAUACUUCCAGAUCCUGAUAAAAAACUAACAUCAUUGGGAAGUCAAUGGUUAUCUAAAGAAGAUUUGGAAAAAUUAACCGUUGAAAAACUAUCUGAUCACGAAUACAAAAAUUUUGUAGUUGCAAUUGAGCGUUUGUUAAAACAUCCAUGUUCAUACAAGUAUGGGGAAUUCAUAUCUGAUUAUCAAAAACCAAUGAUAUCUACUAAGGCUAUUAUUGAAUCAGCACCUGUUGAAUACACAAAAGAUGGAAGAGCCUUUAUUACUGUUAAAGAUUGCCCCAGGAAAGAUGCUAGAGCUGAUGUUACAGUUUAUUAUCCAGGAACAGGCAAGCUAUCAAUAAAUGGAAAAGGAAUUGAAUUCUUUGAUGAUAUUCAAGCCAGAGAACAGGUAAAUAAAAUACUAUAA
This is a messenger RNA of Macrosiphum euphorbiae (potato aphid), 951 nucleotides long. Lineage: Eukaryota; Metazoa; Arthropoda; Insecta; Hemiptera; Aphididae. The record is from the annotation of a GenBank genome assembly.